Molecule: messenger RNA, 2061 nt
Organism: Stylonychia lemnae
Lineage: Eukaryota; Ciliophora; Spirotrichea; Sporadotrichida; Oxytrichidae
Source: the annotation of a GenBank genome assembly
AUGAUAAGUAAAGAUUUCAUCGACGAUCCCAAGUAAUAGAAUCAUAGAUCAAAGAGAGAUCAAGAGCAAGCAGCUAAAAUAUUGAUUGAUCGCUAAAAAGUUCUUGCUAAGAUGAAAGAAACAACUAGAUUAUUAUGUGAAAAUGUCACUAAUCUAUAAGUUGAUAGCCCAAAGGCUUAGAGCUUUCAAGAUGAAUAUAUAAAGAAUGCUAAUUAGAUCGUUUAGAUCUAAAAAUAACGCAGGCAACAGUAUGAACUAAAUAAAGAUUAAUACAAUGGAUCAAUCUUAGGUAUGUUUUAGAACAUUAUGCCCAAGCGUAUAUAUCCGAGAGAAGAAUUUGAGAAAACCAGCAGUGCGAAUGCUAGAGCCUAUGCAUCAAGUCAUAAUAAAAUUUACGGGAAUCUAAAGCCUAUACGAGUAAGGAACGACAGACAUUAGUCUAAAUUCAACAAUAAUAACGAUGAUUAGCAAAGACAUCAUAAUUCAAGGUAAAGGCAAGACUUAACUCCUGAAUAUAGUAAGUUAUAACCAUUAGAUACCUACUAAAAUCAUACGCAAAUCUUGCAAUAAAAUUCAACAGAGUUAAAAUUUAAUCAAGAUUUAGACUCAUAAUCAAGAAAUCUAGAACCAAAUAAACAGAGCGAACGAUUUUCUAAAUAGUUUAAAACUCAUGAACAGAUAAAACCUGAAAAUGAGUAAAUUUAAGUAACCUAACAGCCAAAUAAAAAUAUCUCCCCUUAUAAUCAAAAGAUCCGUCCAAUUAGAAAAAGGGAAAAAAGUUUUCAGAAUGAAUCAAAGACAAGCGGCUAGAAAUAUGUGUUAAGUAUUCGAAGGGAUUCUUAAAAUAGUAAAGAUCAACUUAACCACAGUUAAUUAAUUGCAAAUAAGAGCAUAGAGCAGCAUAUAAAUGUUGGCUAGUAUUUGCAUGAAAGUAGAAAGGCAAGUAUGGAAAAAUUACGUCAGUAUGAUGAGGACUAUAAAAGUGAUGAGGAUGAGCUUAAGCAAAUGAGGCUGAGUGUUGAGAAACUAAAAGAUCAGGUAACUAAAAAACUAAAUGUGCUUAAUCUUAAGGCUCCUGCGGAUUGGAGAGAAGUAAUAAUAAACUAUAAAAUAAAGAGGCAGCUAAUAAAUAGAGAUAGAUCUAUUGAGGAACAUAAAAAAGAAGAAGCGUAUAAUAAUGAAAGUAUUGGUUCAUAUGAGAAUAAAAAGUUGUUGAAUAAAACAAACUACAUGAAUUUCAGAUAAAAUUUGCAUAGGAAUAGCCUAAGUAAUAGAUAAAAGUAUAAUAAUAAUCUCGAAGAUCUAAUGAGUAGAUUAUAAGCUCACAAAGAACAUCUUCUUAGUAGUUAAUAAUCAGCAGAUAGGUCUGCAAUUGAUCCUAUGAGCAGAACAUUCACAGCAGCCUUAAAAAUAAGAAAGUCUUCAUUAGGAGAAUAAUAGUCUCUAAUAAAGAUGGCUGCUCUUAAUGAAAGUCAAAAUAUUAAUUUGAUUUAAGAUACUCAGUUGUAAUCUUAGUCACCCCAUUUUCAAUAAAUGAGGAAUUAGUUUAGAAUGAAAACCUCUUAAGACUCUAGAAAUCCUACAAAUCUUAAUAAAAUGUUCAAUUCAGAAUCUAGAGGCAUGAAUGAGAAGGCAUCUUUUCUAGGUCAAUAAAAGAAUAUUGAGAGGCCUGUUACAAACCAAUUAAGCAGCAAGGCUCCGAUGGAAAAAUACAGCUCUUUAAUUUUCCAAAACUAAUAAUAAAUCAACAACGAUAUGAAUUAAACCAACAGUAUUAAAUUCAUGGUAAAUUCAAACAAAGUUUAAGAUAAUCAAUCUAAACAGAGUUUUGAUCUAACUUAAAAGUAGUAACUCAUUAAGCUGCUUUAAAAUGAACAUAAAAAUCUUAAAAUAGAAUAGAAUGAUGAUGAAAGGAGAAAUUAUAUGGUUACUAGAAUGCCUUGGAGUCCAUAUUGCGGAUCUUGCAAUGAAAAAAGUGAUAGCUUGCUUAUGAAUAAAAAUUUUGAGAAAGUUUUAGAUCCUAAGACAGCUAAGCCUCUUUUGCUUAUCAAGAAAUAGUGA